Molecule: messenger RNA, 552 nt
Organism: Echinops telfairi (small Madagascar hedgehog)
Lineage: Eukaryota; Metazoa; Chordata; Mammalia; Afrosoricida; Tenrecidae
Product: dedicator of cytokinesis protein 8-like
Exons: 2
Biological process (GO): positive regulation of establishment of T cell polarity; positive regulation of T cell migration; positive regulation of GTPase activity
Cellular component (GO): cell leading edge
Molecular function (GO): guanyl-nucleotide exchange factor activity
Source: RefSeq, a predicted model, not a curated record
UACAGGAGCAGGAAGCCUCAUCUUGCUCCCGCAGAGCAGCUCGUGGUUUCGAACUGCUGACCUUUCUAGUUGACUUUGCGGUUCGUAGCCCAACACGUCACCCAGGGCAUGAAAGCCGCUGCAUUGGUCAGUGUGCGCCUCUUGUCCCACUUUCCAAAGGCGUAGCAGCCUCCUGGGCUGGGCGUCCUCGAAGCUGGCUCUCGCUCUGCCCACAGAAUCGCCAAGAGCUACCAGACGUCCCCUGACCUGCGGCUGACGUGGCUGCAGAACAUGGCGGAGAAGCACACCAAGAGGAAGUGCUACACGGAGGCGGCCAUGUGUCUGGUGCACGCGGCCGCACUGGUGGCCGAGUACCUGAGCAUGCUGGAGGACCACAGCUACCUGCCCGUGGGCAGCGUCAGCUUCCAGAACAUCUCCUCCAACGUGCUGGAGGAGUCCGCGGUGUCCGAUGACACCCUGUCCCCGGACGAGGACGGCGUGUGCUCUGGGCGCUACUUCACCGAGAGCGGCCUGGUGGGCCUCCUGGAGCAGGCGGCCGAGCUCUUCAGCACG